AUGUAUAGAGCAGAGCCCCCAGCUCCUCCGGCCUCUUCUGCAGCUGCCCAAUUCCAACACAGCCUUCUUUGACUGCCCCCUGUUCCUGUUCAUCUUCCUCUUCUCGCGCCUCGGCCACCUGCUUGGCUGCUUCAGCAACUGCGAGAUGGAGGCGCAGGACGACUGCAAGUGGCGCCAGAUCCCGGCGUUCGGCGACUGGAAUCUGUGGGACGACAUGCCCGUCACCCAAUACUUGCAGGCAGGACCCUUCUUCUUCACAGCGCCGGUUGACAAAGACGACGAGGACCUCUUCAAGGUGCCCCAGUUCCCUGCCAAGCCCUACAGCUACAAGAAGCGUGUCGUGCGAGUGAAGGGAGAGAGAACCAAUGCUGGGCCGGCGAGGAAGAAAGGAGCCAGGAGGCAGUAUGUGAGCGAGCAGCAGAAGUGGAAGCCCAAGGGAGCUGUGGACGAGGACCUGUACAAGAUCUCCCCGCAGCUUCUCUGCAAGGUGAAGAAGAAGAAGCUGCUGAGGAAUUUACUGGGGGGUUGCCUGGGCUUGAGCUGCAUCGCCUGAGAGUAGUGGCAAAAGCUUAAUAAGUCUAUGAGGAAUUUGGUUGCUUCUUUAGAGAGCUGUAUAGUAUCUAUGCUAAUAUGGAAUUAAUGAAAACUUACUACUGCUUUGCACUCGUUUGAAUGUAA
Panicum hallii is the source of this 678-nucleotide messenger RNA. RefSeq lists its product as uncharacterized. The record is from RefSeq and is a predicted model, not a curated record. The coding region runs from base 146 to 553 and encodes 135 amino acids. NCBI's taxonomy places the organism in Eukaryota, Viridiplantae, Streptophyta, Magnoliopsida, Poales, Poaceae. The transcript is spliced from 4 exons.